AUGGGGAGGGGUAUACCAAGUUGGUUGUUGGAGCAUGCCGAGUUGGCGGAGGAGGAUCAGGUGUUGUUGUGGGAGACGAUGGAUAUGCUUUAUGAGAUGUCCAAGUUUAAGUGGGAGAAUUGGUACAAUGAGACCAAGUAUCAGAAGGUUAUUGCGGACCCGACGACGAACAACCCCUUGUUUCCUUAUCUUCACGGGGUCAACGUCGGGCAGGUCAUUCGACGGUUCACUCACAGCGAGUCACUCCUUAACACAACCUUCAACGCUGUGGACUGGACCUUCAAGUACAAGGGCGCCGCUUCUGGUACCAUCCUCGCCGAUGAGAUCCAGCGGGACCUCGCCCCUUUCAUGGGCUCCGAGCUGUGCACUGCCGUCGAAACAGGCUACUCGCUCGCCUACCUGUACCACGCCCUGGGUACCAACUCCUUUGCUGACCGCGCUGAGCUGGUCAUCUUCAACGCCCUGCCCACAAUGCUGGGCCACGAUAUGUGGUCGCAUCAGUACAUGACACGGCCCAACGGGCCCUGGGCCCUGAACCAAAACCGACUGCCAUCACUCUUCACCACUGCCAACGGCGUUGCCACCAUCUUCGGCCUGGAACCCCAAUACCCGUGCUGCACUGUCAACUUCCCUCAGGGCUACCCCAAGUUCCUGGCGAACAGCUGGGGGAGAGCUGACAACGGGCUCGUCCACGCUUUGCUGAGCCCAUCAACAGUGGACACGACCGUCCCACAAGUCGGACGGGUGGUAGUCAAGUGUGAGACGGAGUACCCCUUUUCCAACCGACUAAGGUACGUCGUCGACGCCGAGUCAGACUUUGAUCUCUACCUGCGCUUUCCUUCGUGGGGCAUGCUCUCCAAGUCGUUCUUGUCGCUUGCGGUCGAUGGCGCCGCGGUGGAAAGCCUUCCCAUGUCGCCGAAUUCAGAUACUGGGUUGCUUCGCGUGUCGGUGCCCAAGGGGCACUCGAUACUGGAGUAUUACAUUGACUCCGCGGUUCGCGUGGAACAGAGAGAAAGGGCGGAUGGCGCCGUGUCGGUUUAUGUUGGGAACAUUUUGUAUGCCUUGGAUGUCGGGGGGAGUGUGACCACCACGCUCCCUCACAGGUAUUGGGAUGUCCGCGGGAAGGGCACAGAUGAAUUCUCCGAGUAUGAGAAUGUCAAGGACAACUACUACAACUUUACGAAGCCGUGGAACGUCGCCAUCGACCCUUCAACUCUCGAAUAUCACCGCGGCGAUGCCGACAUCGGCAUACAACGAGGAUUCAGCGCUCUUGAAACCGACCGGGGACCCACCAACUACCUCACUGUCCAGGGAUGCGAAAUCGACUGGCCGGUCCGGGAGGGUGUCGCGCCGGAUGUGCCCCCAAAGAAUCCCACGUGUGUGACUGAGAGGCAGACGUACAGGAUGAUUCCGUAUGGGCUCGCAAAGAUUCAUAUGUCAGAGCUGCCAGUGAUCAAGUCGGCGAGGCGGCGGGGUGCCAGGGUAGUAUCAGGGAACAUGGGACUUACCGAGGAGUCGGUUGGCUUUGACGGUCUAGAUGAUCUCUAG
Chaetomium globosum CBS 148.51 is the source of this 1548-nucleotide messenger RNA. RefSeq lists its product as uncharacterized. NCBI's taxonomy places the organism in Eukaryota, Fungi, Ascomycota, Sordariomycetes, Sordariales, Chaetomiaceae. The record is from RefSeq and is a predicted model, not a curated record. The transcript is spliced from 4 exons. The coding region runs from base 1 to 1548 and encodes 515 amino acids.